This is a messenger RNA of Pecten maximus, 4245 nucleotides long. RefSeq lists its product as uncharacterized. The record is from RefSeq and is a predicted model, not a curated record. Lineage: Eukaryota; Metazoa; Mollusca; Bivalvia; Pectinida; Pectinidae. The transcript has 3 exons. The coding region runs from base 283 to 4065 and encodes 1260 amino acids.
ACCGAUAACAAUAUCCGUAAUGGCAAAACAAGUUACUCAACAGCUAGGAUGAUAUCGUAUGACGUAAGUCAACAGCUAUGCAGGAUACCACAUGACGUUACUCAACACCUAGAAGGAUAUCACAUGACGUUACUCAACACCUAGAAGGAUAUCACAUGACGUUAUUCAACAAGCUAGGAUGAUGUCACAUGACACACGACACACGACAACCACAGUAUUCCCGUCAUCAUUAUUAUAAAAUGGAUUAAUAUUUUGGCAAAAUAUAGAACUUAAAGUUGAGUCAUGUUCGGAACCAUUCCUCUGUACUUCAUCAUCGCAAUCAUCGCUGGGUUAAUAGUGGCAGGCGUUGUGGUUGGUUUCUGUUCGUGUUGGAUGUGUAAGCAGUGUUAUCUCUGCUACGAAAAGAAAAAGGAAGCUAGACAACGACGACAGCGGCGUCAACGUAGACAGCGACGUAAUCACAACCGGUAUGACGACGACGACGACGAUGAUGUUUUUGAUGACGACAUCUACCAUUCCCAACAGAAUAUCAGUGGCUACGCGCGACAACAGAAUUCUAGGCCAAUGGCAAAUCGUGUACCAAAGAGUAGUCCUACAGACGCUGUAGUUGUUUCCCCUUCACGCAACAACGAUACAUAUCACAUUGAAGAUGAGCGCGGACCAACCAGAAGUACAACUCGACAAGCUGUUGGCGAUACGAACGCUGCGGGUAGGUCUACAUGUGUCAGACGCCACACCCCUAAACACUUCAACGAUGAAAAUGAGGAAAAGAAAGGAUGUGCAUUGUGUUGCACCUACUGUUGCUGUUGUUGUGACUCACUGGAUGAUGAUUAUUACUACGACUCUGAUGAUGAGGAAAGUGAGUACGAUGAUCAUCCAAACGAAAGAGGUACUUCACCGAAAAGCAUACAUGUUGCGGCGGCUGCAACCCAGAAUUUGUCUAGUUCUGAUGGAAAUACAUCCAAUGACAAAAAUACGGCGACAUCCAAGACAUCCAAGACAUCCAACGACAAACAGAAACAACGCGUUCAAAGUAUAAAAAAUAUAAAAGAACAAAAAGGAAAGGAAAACCUAAAAAAGAAAGAAGAAAAUUCAAAGAAGACGGGUGAUAAGGCAAAAAAGAAAGAAGAGGACAAGGCAAAUGGCGGGCAUUCGUGUUGUGUUGGUUGUUUCAUUCCGUCGGAUAGCUCAGAGUACGAAGAUUCAGAUUUCGAGGAGAGCGAAUUCGAUGAGGAUGAGGAGGGUCUUCGAAGAUCUCUAAAUAACCCGGGCAAUGCAAACGGAGUAGUUGCAGCAACUGCGAGUAAACAAAGGAGAGGAAAAUCAUCAUUAGGUCGUCCUUCAAGUAACAAAAAGAUCAAAGACAAACAGCAACAAACUGAUAAGAAAUCGAUUGAAAAUGACACUGGUAACAAUAAGGCAGUAUGCUGCUGUUUUGGUUAUGAAAGUGAUGAUGAGUAUUACGACGAUUCUGAUGACGAGUUUAGUGAAGAAGAAAGCUAUGACUCUGAUUCGCUCCAAACCCAAGAUAAUAAAGGAGCAUUACCAAUGUCAGGAGCGCAUGCUACAGAUAAAGCAGGAAAGAAGCAGAGCAGGAAAUCCAAAUCUGCAAAGUCAUCGCGUCCUCGAUCGGAGAAAACGAAGAAAUCAAAAGGCAACAAAAAGUGCAGGGGUUGUUUUCUGUGCAAGAUUAAAUGUGUUGGUUGUACAAAUUGUUGCAACAAGAAAUCACAUGAGGAGGAAGAAUAUAGCGACGAUUCUGACGACGAUGAUUACUACGAUAGUGACAGUGAUGGUCAUCAACCAGACGAACCUAGAAUAAGAGACUCAAGACAAAAAUCAACAAGCACCAUAUCUUGUGUGUGUGGCAACAGGUCUGACGAGUAUGACGAUUCUGAUUAUUCUGACGAUUACUAUACCGAUAACGCCGAAGAAGAAGACAAUGCCACUAUCAUAGAUGACAUAACCGUUAUAGCAGCAGGAGGAGCCACUGUAUCAGCGACAGGAGCACACACAUCCAAAUCUAAAACAAAAAGCAGGAAAAACAAGGCAAAAUCAAAGGAGUCAAAAAACAAGGUAAAGAAGAAAAAGGUGUGCUGCUUUGUAAUAAAACGAACAGAAAAAAUAAGUAAACAACCUACCAAAAGAUCGACGAAAAAAUCUAGAAAGAACAAAAUGAAAGAAACAGUUACUAAUCAUCAGAAAAACGAAUCACUGCCAAAACCAAAUGUGAACACGAAAGUGCCUGAAAAGAAACCGACAAUGCCACCGGUACUGGUUGUAGCUGCUUUAAAUGAAACGCCAGAACAAUCCAAGGAUCGUACUGAUAGACAGGUGAACAAUGUACCUGAAUCAACCAAUGAUCGGAUAAGUGAUGAGAAGAGAAGAAAUGAUAACACUCAAACAGGAAAAAAUAAAGAACAAGCAUCGCGAGGUAAUGAAACAGAGAAAAACCCAUUGACGAAAAAAGAAGCAGUGGCGUCGUAUAUGGAAACAAAAUACGGCUCAUCUACACGCAAAGUUGUUUUUGCUGAAGAUGUCAAAAGCUCUAGUAAUGAACAUGUGGCUUCAACAGACAAAAGCGACUUCUAUCAAGAUAACAAUGGUCCGAGCACCAACAAAAAGGCAAAAACUCCAGAACCUGUUCUUUUGACAGUUAAGACUGCGGAGAAAAGGAACGCGGCUAUUUCUGCCUUGUUUUCAUCUAACAAUACCGCAGCAGAAACAAACAAAAUAACAAGUAACAACGGAUCAUCGAAUAAAAGCGUAAAACAAAGCGCCCUAAGUUUAAAUGAUGCGCCUUCUAAUGACUCUAUCAGCGAUGCUCCUGCAUCACCGGAGAAAACAAGAGAAGAAAGAAAAGCAGAACGAAAGGCAAAAAAGAACGAAAAGAAUAUAGCGGUGAUGGCUUUAUUGUCGGGAAACAUUUACCCAAAGAAAGGUAAUUCGAGUUCAGAUCUGACAAUCAACAAUGCUGGCCAGUCGGGGAACCAGCAAAGUUCAAAUAACAAUGCUAGCCAGCCGGUGAACCAGUUAAGUUCAAAUAAUGCUGGCCGUUCGGUAAAUCAGCAAAGUUCAAAUAACAAUGCUAACAAUCAACCAAAUACCUACCAAUCAAGUAGGUCUGAAAACGGUUUGAAACUGGGGCCUAUCGACAGUAACCCCGAACACAUCUCAAAGUCAAACUACAAUCCACAGGGCGAUAAUCCAACGAUCAGAAAUGAUCAAAAUGUCUCUUAUAGACCUGAUAGUGUCAGUACAGUUACGACUAUGUCUGCAGCAACAGUAGCGAAUCAAAACAUGGCAGGGAACAUAGGCCAGAAUAGAUCAGGAGUGACCAAUGACGAUGGUGCAAACAUCAACCAACCUAGAUCGAAGUCUCCCAUAAUUUCGACAAACAGCGAUGGAAAACCUCCCCUUGGUAUUGCCAUUAAGCCGAGAGGUCGUAAAGACUGGAAAGCAGCUGCUGCGCUGGCCGUAGCUAGGGAACAUACAAUUCCAAACAUGAAAACAGAUUGGGACGUAAUGGGAGGUAGCUCGAACAAAGAAAAAGAUAACAAUAAACAUACAUCUAAAUUUGCAGCAAGCGUUUCCGCCGCAAUGGCGAAAGCACACUUCGUCAAGACAAGAGAGACCCGCAAGAACGAGCCUGCUUGGGACCUGUUGGAAGGAAAACCGAAGUACCUCCAAACAGAGGAAGUUACUCCAAAUACACGAAUGCGUAAGAGUAAGAGCUUGAACACACUUUUUGAAAACGAUAAUGACAUAUUUUCUGUAGAAUUACCAACUAAACGACGAAAAAAACGCUCGGAAGAAUUCGAUUGGGAUGAUAUAUCUUCAUUUGCAAGUGACAGAGGAUCUAAUCGUCCGCCACGUGUCAACCAACCCAGUAUAUUGAUGGAUGACAACCAUCCCUAUCACAAACUCUUUGUUUCAAGUAGGGCCCUCGCGACGUACAUCGCUCACAAACAUUCGGCAUUAAAAUUAUUUGAUAAUUUUUCUGACCUGUCACUACGGUAUCACCAUGUCUACUAUAACUCAGAAACUGUAUUGAAAUGUGCUUAAAUCUGGUGUGUCUUGCGUACAAUCUCCACCCAAGAGAUAUAAGUCAUAUACAUUCAAUUCGCCACUUAAGUUGAUACUAUCAUCCUACGCUGAGGUAACUAGCCAAUAAUUGUCACUGAAUUGAAGUACUUAAUAUCGUGGAUCAGGUGGGUGUCAUCACCUUUCAUUGCCGAGAACUGA